CAUCAGUCAACCGUGUCAACAGAAUUCAUAGUCAAGAUGGCUCCUCUCCAGAUGGGAAUCAACGGAUUUGGCCGUAUUGGUCGCCUGACUCUUCGUGCUGCAAUUGAAAACAAUGUACCAGUUGUGGCUGUGAACGAUCCAUUCAUCUCUCUUGAGUACAUGGUGUACAUGUUCAAGUAUGACUCUACACACGGUAGCUACAACGGUGCCAUCUCCCACGACAACGGCAAACUGAUCAUUAAUGGACAGUCCAUCACCGUGUUCAGCGAACGUGACCCAUCUGCCAUCAACUGGAAAUCUGUCGGCGCCAACUACGUCGUCGAAUCCACUGGAGUCUUCACAACCACAGAGAAAGCUAUUGUCCACAUCAAGAACGGCGGUGCCGAGAAGGUGGUCAUCUCUGCCCCGUCGGGCGACGCCCCCAUGUUUGUGAUGGGCGUGAACGAGGAGAAGUACACCAAGGACCUGCAGGUGGUCAGCAACGCCUCCUGCACCACCAACUGCCUGGCCCCCUUGGUCAAGGUCAUCCACGACAACUUCGGCAUCGUGGAGGGCCUGAUGACCACCGUCCACGCUGUGACGGCCACACAGAAGACUGUUGACGGACCCAGCCACAAGGACUGGCGUGGUGGACGUGGUGCCUUCCAGAACAUCAUCCCAUCUUCCACCGGUGCUGCCAAAGCUGUGGGCAAGGUGAUCCCUGCCAUGAAUGGAAAAUUGACUGGCAUGGCUUUCCGUGUGCCAGUUCCUGAUGUGUCCGUGGUUGAUCUGACCUGCAGAUUGGAGAAAGGAGCAUCAUAUGAUGUGAUCAAGAAGACAGUAAAGGACGCCUCUGAGGGUGCUUUGAAGGGCAUCUUGGCCUACACCGAGGACGAUGUCGUUUCACAGGACUUUAAGGGAGACACCGCCAGCUCAACCUUCGAUGCCAAGGCUGGAAUUGCCCUCAACGACAACUUCGUGAAGCUGGUUUCCUGGUACGACAAUGAGUUUGGCUACAGUCACCGUGUGGUGGAGCUCAUCAAGCACAUGUACGCCGUGGACUCCCAGUAAUUCACUUACUUUUACUUCCACACAAGAAAAAACUUCUCAGCCUGUUGCUUUUCAAACUGAUCUAGGGGUUCUCUUCGCUGUCAACGCUGGGGGCAUCUCUUUUAUCGGAAUUUUGAAAUUGCACUUGAGACUGGGUCCUAGUAUUUUGUACAUUUUUGCAUCUGACUGAGAGUGAGAAUGUUUGCAAACUUGCAGAAAUACUCGAAUGUAGGGGAAUGUAUGAAUUCACAAGGUGAAGGUCAACUCGACUUGUGCCGGUUGCCAUGUGAUCGGGGGGUUGUCUCCUGCUUUUGAUUUCUUUUGUGGUCUUUGGGUAGAUGAUGACAUUCAUAGCAGAGAAAGCCUGCUAGUGUAUCUGAUGAGCAAGUCCAUUUUCUACUCAAACGUUGUACAUUUUUGGUUAGAUCUGUUGGAAUCUUUUGUUGCUUCAGGAACAUUAGAGAAGGAAAGUGAUCUUGUCGUCGGGUAGAAUACUUAGGCAUAACUUUAGGUGUACAAUUGGUGUUGUUGGGAAAGGAAAUAUGCGGACACAUCUCAGUGUUGUAAUUUGCCUCUAGUUACUAUUGGCAUUUGUCUUUAUUUUACUUUGCUUGAGUGCUGUGAUUUUAAUUUUCAUCAUGAUUAAAUCUCUAGCUAUGAAUGCAUUGUCGUUGUAGCUACUGAGAGUAGGAUUGUUAUCAAGUCUCUUAAAUCUUUACUACUCAAUUCCCUCAGCCCUGUGUUAGUCUUAUGUUUUGUAUGAGAUUUCAUCAUUAAACAUUCGUACUAUUAAACAU
Molecule: messenger RNA, 1826 nt
Organism: Aplysia californica (California sea hare)
Lineage: Eukaryota; Metazoa; Mollusca; Gastropoda; Aplysiida; Aplysiidae
Product: glyceraldehyde-3-phosphate dehydrogenase-like
Exons: 10
Coding region: 37-1050 (337 amino acids)
Biological process (GO): glucose metabolic process
Molecular function (GO): NADP binding; NAD binding; oxidoreductase activity, acting on the aldehyde or oxo group of donors, NAD or NADP as acceptor
Source: RefSeq, a predicted model, not a curated record